UCAUGUUCGUCUUCGUCAUCAUCAAUCGUUGCUUCUUCCUACUAUAGCGGGUCUCUCAUUCUGUCCUGCUGCAGAUCUUCUUUCUCCCUACUAUUCUUGAUCAUUUUAUUAUCAGUUUUGACUACCACACCCUCUGUUGUCCCUCUUCCCUUAACUAUCCCCCUCAUACCCCUCCCCACGUUGUCGAGCCAUCUCUCAUCCUUCGGUGGCGCAAGAUGAAGCUCACGUUCAAAGACCUCAAACAACAGAAGUUUGUAAUCGAUGCAGAGCCCUCGGAGACGGUCGGGCAAGUGAAGGGGAAAAUCUCCCAGGAAAAAGGAUGGGAGGCUGCCCAGUUGAAGCUCAUCUACUCAGGAAAGAUCCUUCAAGAUGACAAGACUAUCGAGUCGUACAACAUCGAGGAGAAAGGUUUCAUAGUGUGCAUGGUCUCCAAGCCCAAGCCUUCUGCCUCCGGCGCUUCAACACAAGCCCCCUCUACUCCCGCAAGAGCAGCUGCUUCGACCCCCGCCGCUCCCGCCGCUCCUGCACCAUCAGCCCCCACUGCUUCACCGGCAGCUCCUGCGACACCCUCUCCUGCCGCCUCGGGAAUUUCUCAGCCAGCUGGUCCCGCCUUCAAUGAUCCCUCGGCUCUGCUGCGUGGGGCUCAAAGCGAAGCGGUUGUCGCCCAGAUGGAAAGUAUGGGCUUUCCGAGAAGUGAUAUCAACCGUGCGAUGAGGGCUGCUUUCUUCAAUCCCGACCGCGCCAUUGAAUACCUUUUGAACGGCAUUCCGGAUAACAUCCAGGAAGAACAGCAGCAGCAAGCUGCUGCCGCAAGCGCGCCCCAAGCAUCCGCAUCUCCUGCUGAAGAAAGUGCCCCGGCUGCGGGCGAUGACGAGCAUGUUAACUUGUUCGAAGCUGCCGCUCAGGCUGGAGGACAGGAAGGCGGUGCUCGAGGUGCCCGAACGGGAGCUACGUCUGGUGAAGCUCUUCCCAGCCUUGAUUUCCUUCGGAAUAACCCUCACUUCCAGCAGCUUCGUCAGCUUGUCCAGCAACAACCUCAGAUGCUUGAGCCUAUCCUGCAACAAGUCGCUGCUGGUAACCCUCAAAUUGCGCAGCUUAUUGGACAGAAUGAGGAACAAUUCCUUCAAUUGUUGAGCGAGGAAGACGACGCGGCUGCCCUUCCUCCCGGCACGCAUCAGAUCCAUGUCACGGAAGAGGAGCGAGAUGCCAUUGAACGCCUGUGCCGACUUGGAUUUUCUCGGGAUCUCGUCAUCCAGGCCUACUUCGCUUGCGAUAAGAACGAAGAGCUCGCCGCCAACUACCUGUUCGAGAACCCAGACGACCCUGACGACCUAUGAUUCCAAUCCUACCGCUAUAUUUUCAUUUGGAUGAAACUCCUACCACCAGAUGCUGCUCUUCUCUAUUGAUCUCUCAUCUUCCCUCAUAAUUAACGUCGCGAUGUGUCCCUCUUAUCAUAUGUUUGAACUUACGCUUAAAGGCGACUAUGUAGAUUAGAUUGCGGUCUAGCUCAAGUCUCCUCUCCUUGAGCUCGUACCGUUCCGUACAAGCCUACUAGCCAGCCGAUGCCUUUUUCCCUCUCGUCUCCACCUGGACAUGUCUCCAAUCUCCAUGCUGUCUCGCUGCCAGAUGAGUCCUGCUAAGGAGCUCGUGCUCAAUUUAGCCGGGUCUUUCCCCAGCCCAUUACACACUCACUCCCUUCCAUUGUAACAAUCUCGGCCUCAUAGCAAUAGGCGAUUUCAAAAUCAAG
Molecule: messenger RNA, 1747 nt
Organism: Aspergillus homomorphus CBS 101889
Lineage: Eukaryota; Fungi; Ascomycota; Eurotiomycetes; Eurotiales; Aspergillaceae
Product: putative UV excision repair protein (RadW)
Exons: 7
Coding region: 216-1337 (373 amino acids)
Biological process (GO): proteasome-mediated ubiquitin-dependent protein catabolic process; nucleotide-excision repair
Cellular component (GO): nucleoplasm; cytosol
Molecular function (GO): polyubiquitin modification-dependent protein binding; ubiquitin binding; damaged DNA binding
Source: RefSeq, a predicted model, not a curated record